Molecule: messenger RNA, 1895 nt
Organism: Sinocyclocheilus grahami
Lineage: Eukaryota; Metazoa; Chordata; Actinopteri; Cypriniformes; Cyprinidae
Product: glycoprotein-N-acetylgalactosamine 3-beta-galactosyltransferase 1-A-like
Exons: 4
Coding region: 356-1570 (404 amino acids)
Cellular component (GO): membrane
Molecular function (GO): N-acetylgalactosaminide beta-1,3-galactosyltransferase activity
Source: RefSeq, a predicted model, not a curated record
GUGUGUGAUGCAGACACAGUACACGCUCAUGACAGAGGAUCUGUUGUCCGGUAAUAGCGCACAAAGAGGCCUUUUCACCAUACGGUUAAAGGUAAACCGUAUGCUAUUACGGGGCAAAAUAAGUCGGGUGACUAGCGCACACGAUUUCCUUUAACUAAAGAAUGAAAUCCUCAACGUUUGUUUGUGUGUAACGUACGCGCUCCUCUCCUGUAAGCUCGCGGAUACUGAGAGGAAUAAAGACUGAAGGCAUGAAACUGACUGGAGUUCACAGCGUUCUUUGGGACAAUGAGAGGCUUGCAGAGGGGAGGUAAAGAAUGCAAGUGACCAAUAUUGGCGGGAUCACUGAAUUGUCACCAUGAAAGCAGGGAAUUCAAGAUGUGCUUUCUCCCUGGGCUUCCUGGUGGGCAGCUGCACCUUGUACGUCUUCUUGAGACAGGUGUGGUUUGAGAAGAGCUUCGGCUGGAAGCUUGAUGGCAAGAGCAACCCUGCUCCACUUGGGCCUGAACAAAACACCCCCAACCUUACCUGGAAAGUGGAAGGAUCUGCCCUGAUCAACCUCAAACACCCUCACCAGCCAGGAGAGGACAGUCACAUCGCAGAUGAGCUGUUUAAGAAAGUGCGUAUCUUGUGCUGGGUAAUGACAGGGCCUAGUAAUCUACAGUCAAAGGCUUGGCAUGUGAAGGCAACAUGGAGCCGUCACUGUAACGUAGUGCUGUUCAUGAGCUCUGAAGAAGACCACAGCUUCCCCACAGUGGGCCUUGGCACAGGAGAAGGCCGCGACCAGCUCUACUGGAAGACCAUUCGUGCUUUCCACUAUGCUCUGAAGAACCACGGCGAUGAGGCAGACUGGUUUCUCAAAACCGACGAUGACACGUUCGUCGUUGUGGACAACUUGCGCUGGGUCUUGUCAAACUACACGGCAGAGCAGCCCAUAUACUUUGGAAAGAGAUUCAAGCCGUACGCCAAGCAGGGCUACAUGAGCGGUGGCGCAGGUUAUGUGCUCAGCAAAGAGGCCCUGAGAAGGUUUGUGGAGGGUUUUAGCACUAAAGUGUGCACUCAUACCACCUCAGUAGAGGAUCUAGCAAUGGGUCAGUGUCUGGAGAAAAUGGGGGUGGUAGCAGGGGACUCCAGGGACACACUACAACGUGAAACCUUCCAUCCUUUCAUUCCUGAGCACCAUCUUACAGGAAAGUUCUCCAAGACCUUCUGGUACUGGAACUACUGCUUCUACCCAAUUGUAGAAGGCCCACAGUGCUGUUCUGACCUAGCUGUGUCUUUCCACUACGUAGACCCUGUGCUAAUGUACACUCUUGAGUACUACACUUACCGUCUGAGGCCAUAUGGCUACCGACACCGCUACCAGCCUCCAGUGCCUGCUGUACUGUCUUUAGCUUCCCACACUGGGAAACCUACCACAGAAGCUCAGAGAUUAGAUGAGCGUGUUAAUGAAAAGUCAGCUCCAACAAACACCAUGAAUCCCAGAGCUGAGAAAGGGAAGACUACUGGAACAAGUCACAAAGUCACAAAUGCUGCCCAGGGGAGAAACAUAACGGACAGAAGCACUGCAUGAUUGUUAACAUGAUUGUUUCUUCUUAAAUACAAAAUACAAAAUGAACGCAUGUAGCAUUUUGAAUCAUCCAGACUGUGUACUGUGCAAAUGGAAUGGUGUAGUGGUUACAGGUCUGGGCUAAUAACCAAAAGCUGUAGGUUCAAACCUUAACAAUGAACAAAUUUAGUCCUUAUUGCUGUUGAUCAAGUAACUUGACUGGUUGUGCCAGUAAUAAGUCAACUGUAAGUCACUUCGAAUAAGUGUUUGCUACUCCACGAAUUUGUUAAUACGGUCCCUGCUAUUUGAAUAAGUUAUUUUGCUGCCUUCUAGUCUGAGUACAGUAAAA